Molecule: messenger RNA, 3768 nt
Organism: Paramisgurnus dabryanus
Lineage: Eukaryota; Metazoa; Chordata; Actinopteri; Cypriniformes; Cobitidae
Gene: rnf11b
Product: ring finger protein 11b
Biological process (GO): ubiquitin-dependent protein catabolic process
Cellular component (GO): ubiquitin ligase complex
Molecular function (GO): ubiquitin protein ligase activity
Source: RefSeq, a predicted model, not a curated record
GCCUGAAAGGCAACAUUGCCCGACUGUGUCUGUCGCCAUUGAGAACGAGUGCUGAGUUGUUAUGGUGGAUAUUGUUAGUUAAAUGGUCACUAGUUUUUACUACCGAGUCGUCGAAGAAAAGAUUACAAUCUUUACAUGGUUUUAAAACAGACUGAGUAUUAGUAGACUAUAUGUGUUUAUUUAAACGUCGUUUCGUCUUUUACAGGCGCUGCGCGCGGCUGACAUUUCUCGUCCAGGCUCUUUGUGUGUCGACAAUGGUCUGGUUGGAGUGAUUAAGGGCGAAAAGGAGGGGACAGACGGGAUUUCAACAUUUAGAUAACGAGGACUUUGGAAAAGGGAGAUGGGAAACUGUCUAAAAUCUCCCACUUCGGAUGACAUCUCCUUGCUCCACGAAUCGCAGUCAGACAGGGCCAGUUUCGGUGACGCCAACGAUCCCGAUCUGGAACCGCCGCCUCCAUAUCAGGAGCAGAUUCACGUGCCAGUUUACCACCCGACUCCCAGCCAGGCCCGACUGGCGACUCAACUGACUGAAGAGGAGCAGGUGCGGAUCGCUCAAAGAAUCGGCCUUAUUCAGCACCUUCCUAAAGGUGUCUAUGAUCCAGGCAGUGAUGGCACAGAGAAAAAGAUUCGAGAGUGUGUGAUCUGCAUGAUGGACUUUGUGUAUGGCGAUCCCAUCCGGUUCCUCCCCUGCAUGCACAUUUACCACCUGGACUGCAUAGAUGAUUGGCUGAUGAGAUCCUUCACGUGUCCUUCCUGUAUGGAGCCUGUAGAUGCUGCCUUGCUCUCAUCCUACGAAACUAAUUGACUACUGCCUGAUGUCCCUACACCCUGCACACACAAACACACACAGUCAGCUCUUGAGUCCUGUUUUCACAUUGCCCAAACUGUGGAAUGGUUUGCAUGUGGCAAUAUGGGAUAGAGGAGGACCUACUGAUCCUUUUACCUCUCCUGCGUUGUCCUGCUGGACAGGUAAACCCACAGGAGACGGUUUUGCACCCUGCCGACUUUAUCACGGAUUUCCUUUCUCCCUUAAAUGACACCGAGCCGGUCACGCGCCAUUCCACAGUAGCAACACUUACACUGGAAGGAGACAAACUAUCGAGAAACAUACUGGAGGACUCGCAUAUAAUGACGUGUUCAACAUUUAAUCUCUAUUUCUUUCUUUCUCAGUGUGUUUCCAUUAAGGGCUCAUUUGGUUUCUGAUGAAAGCGCUGUGGAGCAAAACAGUAAAUUGCAUUGCACACACAAAUACAAAAAAUGAAAGAGAAAUAUCCCAUAGUAAAUUUUGCACUUUUGUCUUCGAUACUAUCCUGACUAUAGAGAUGCGCACGCAGGAGUCAUCCCUUGCAACUUUUAUUUAACAAUCUUAAGGUAGUUUUUGAGUGUGUGUGUGUGUAUGUUUGUUUUAAUCUGCUUUAAAAUUGUGCUUUUUUCAAAAAAAAAUUUUAAUUGUCAUUUUUUUUAUUUCCUUUGUUUCGAUAGUACUUGUGAGUACCCUGACUGAAUGGACAGUUUUGUUACAGACACUCCUACACUGUUUCCAAAACCGGGUGUGAUGUGAAAAUCUUGUUCUUCUACACCUGAUUUUUCAAAACAAUGGGACACGUUGUUAAUCACCUGUUUUUUGCGACAUCUUGGUGGGUCCACAUAGUUUUAAAAUCACAAUUUCUAUUUGUGUAAUAAUAACUAGCAUAAAAAACAUAUUUACAGACAAACACUGAAGCCUGAUGAGGUCAAUGAUGUGAUAUUGGUAUGAUUAAUGCAAUGUAGGCCAUUGUGAAAGUACACAGAUGAGUGUGCAAAACCGCUUGUUUCAUCUUCGUUUAGAGACUCUGCUUGUGCUCGUGUAUUUUGUUAACCUUAUUAUAAUUUUAUAAUAUUAUAUAUAUAUAUAUUUUAUUGUUCCUAAUUUUAAUUCCCAAUAUCACAAGCUUUGAAAUUAGUCCGUAUGACAUCAUACAGUUAAUUCAAUAAACACAUCAGAUUCAGUUGAGUAAAUAUGUGUGUGUUUAUUAUUUUAUUUUGAUUCAUGGCUAAUUAAUUUGUCAACGAGCAGACAUGCAGGCAGUAGACGUUCACCCCAACCCAAGAUGCGUAGGUUUGCUUGUUCAUUAUUUAUUCCAAAUGAAUAAUUAAUUGGUGUCCACCUGUGUUUGGUGUCCAGACGUCUGACUUUCUCUCUACACUCUCAGAAAAAAAGGUAUAAAAGCGGUCACUGGGAUGUUACCUGUUUAACGGUUCCCACAGGUCCUUGAAAUCCUUUUAAGUUUGUGAAUCUGUGGGAAAAAAUGCAAGGCCAUGGGACGUUUUUGAAAAUAUACAUACAUAGAUACAGGUCAUUGAAAGUGCUUGAAUCUAUUUUAUGCAAGAAGUUUUCUGGGGAAAAAAAUCCAUAUUAUUCCCUGUGUAGUGUAGGAUAAUAUCAUAAAAAUUCUAGACUUUAAGCACACGUGCUAAACUGUUUGCUUUACAUGCUUAAUCUUCUGUAAGCGAAUGUUGAUUCUGAUUCAAGUUGUGUUUGACACAUGAAAAUGUCUCUGGUUUCGUAUGUAACUGUUGUUCCCUGAGAAGGGAACGAGACGCUGCGUCUCCCUUGCCAUACUUCCUGCGUCCCUGUAACGCCGUCUUUGGCAAUAUUUCAGAUAGUGAUAUACUUCCUGGCUCCCGCAACACCCUGUCUUUGUCGUUAAGCCUCAGCAUUGGUUGAAUUUGAUAUACACAUUCAGACGCACUUACCCCUGGAGGCGUCCCCAAAGUGUCACCGCAGUGACACAGCGCGAGUUCUCUCAAAAGGGAACUGUAACAAUGUAUCUUAAAAGGUAACACAAUGUAACCUUGCUCUCACUUGAAAUGUGUCCCCACAUUUAGUCCUUGAAUUUGAGGGUAUUAGACCUGGAAAGUCCUUGAAAGGUCCUUAAAUUUGAAGUUUAACUUUGUAUCUAAUGAGUGCAUAUUAGUACGUUAGAGGUACCUUAGAUGCAUAUCUGUACCGUCUUAGGGGCCGCUUUUGUACCUUUUCUUAUAGUGUAUGACUGUAAAAGAAAGCACAAGAAAGACUUGAAAGUGAAUAUCUAUUUUUCUUACUCUCAGAUUUUGUAUAAGGAUAACAUAAAUUAGAAGUGGCAGUGCAAAAUAUGUCUCAUCUAUGCUUGAUAUUAUCAAUGUGAUGCAUAUUAAAUCUGUCCCCUUACUCAAAACAAAAAAAGAGAAAACCAUUCUGGUGGUUAGUGGCUGCUAUUGAAGUGAAGAUUUGUUUUUGUGUUUGAAAACAUGCCUAGUGUGGUGUGACUGUAUAGGAUGUGUAUAGUUAAUGAAGGUGGGCGAUAUAUUCUUCAUAGAAAAUCCAUUGACCUGGUUUUGCACAAUACUUUAGUUGUAGUUUUUGUCUUUAAUUUUUUUUUUGGCCUACAUACAACUCAGAGCUCCAUUGCCUUAGACCAGACAAGCAGGAGAUUUUCAGCUGGACAUCCUGGGACGGAGUGGGUUUGCAUCCUCACCGGAUGGAAGGAGUGAUAAGUGACCGCUUGAUAACGUUCACAGAUGCCCUGAGAGACAUGUCAUCAGUGCAAUGCCGUACAAGAAAGUGAUACUCCAUGAUGUGCUGGGAGCACAUGGACAUCUGUUUGUAUGUGACACGUGUAUGUAAGGCUGUGAGAGUCUACCGUUUGUCUGUCUGUGAAUAUAUAUACAUAAAUAUGUAUGUAUAUAUAAAGUUAUGCAUCUUAUAUGUACUACAGGCAAAUAAUAAAUAGAAUUUAUGCUAUGGAA